Molecule: messenger RNA, 2355 nt
Organism: Ylistrum balloti
Lineage: Eukaryota; Metazoa; Mollusca; Bivalvia; Pectinida; Pectinidae
Product: macrophage-expressed gene 1 protein-like
Exons: 1
Coding region: 1-2355 (784 amino acids)
Source: RefSeq, a predicted model, not a curated record
AUGGAGAAGUCAGUAAACAUCAUAUGUAUGUUGGCAGUAUUCGGGGUAGCUCUAUGGACUCAUAUGGCAGAUGCUUCAUUGCUUCAUGGCCGGCAUGUGCGCCAUGAAGACAAGUUGCAGAUCGGCAGUCCUAGCUGGUGUUUGGAUAAGCUAAGAUCAUUCAAUCUGACACACUUUGAGGUACUUCCGGGCAAUGGAUGGGAUAAUCUGGAAAACAAGGAGCGCGGACGGGUUGUACAGCAUUCCUUUUAUGAAUGUCGGACAACGGAUGAUGGUAAAUUUCUCCUUCCUGAUGGUGUCAUCACAAUUCCCGUCAAGUCGAGUAAACUAGACGUCUUCUCGGAAAUCUACUCUUCCUGGAUGGAUUAUAAGGAAACAACCUCAAAAUCUAUCAACAUUGCUGCAAAAUAUCACAUGGGAUUCUUCAGCAUCGAUGGGAUGUUUUCAGCGGAAUCACAAUCCGCCAAAGAGAAUCAAAUCGAGGAAAAAACUUCAAUUGCACGCACACAGGCGAGAUACGUGAAAUACACAGUCAAACUCCAGCCUGAUACAACCCUCCAUCCAGCAUUUAGAGCACAUGUUAUGGAAAUAGCAAAACUAAUUCAAAUGGAUGAAACAGCUGUUGCUCGUUAUGAGAGCCAGCAGUUAGUACGGGACUUUGGUACUCAUGUUUUGACUGGAAUGGAUGCAGGGGCAGUGAUAGCAAAGAUUCAACAUAUCACCCAAAACUAUGUUUCAAACAGAAAUGAAAAAAAUUUGAGACUACUUGCUUCUCUCAGUACUUCAUUUUCCUUAGGUCUAUUUGGUAAAGGAGGUGUAAGCACUGAAGGCGAAGGCUCAAGUCAUGAACAGGAGUUGCAGGAAUUCUCAAACAAUGUGGCACAUGCUACUAUUAAAACAUACGGAGGACCUUCGUAUCUACCACAAAAUUUCCAGCUUGACGACUGGGCUAAGCGGAUGGACGAAAACAUGGUUGCUGUUGAUAAAGAAGGAACUCCUCUGUAUUAUUUCAUAACUGCUUCUGCAUUCCCUGAUCUUCCAAACUACAUAAUUCCCGACCUGUUCAAUCAAAUCCGACAUGCAGUAUAUCUUUACUAUAAGUUUAACACAUACCGCGGAUGUACAGAUGUUAAUAAACAAAACUUUAAUCGGAUUGCGAAUGUUGAAGAUGGAACAUGUACACCUCCUUCCACCAACUUUACGUUUGGUGGUGUAUAUCAAACGUGUACGCAAGAUGCUGUUUUCCAGCACGACCACUGCUCGGAUUACAUUACAGAGAAUCCCCUUACAGGAAGCCAGACUUGCCCUUCCGACUUCUUCCCAGUUCUUUUAGACAAAUCUGAAGUCAUCAAAACUGAAACCACACGGGAAUGUCAUAGAGUAUGGUACAAACUUUGGAUAGGCAAAAAGUGUACAGAUGUCCCAGUCCCUGGGAGUGUGACUGUUAGUUCAUAUUGGUGUGUAGCUAACGGAGAUGUGCCUCAAUCUUCGGGUUAUAUGUUUGGGGGACUUUUCACACCACACAUCACAAAUCUCUUGACAGGAGGAAGCUCUUGCCCCCAGAAUUUCAAACACCUUCCACUCCAGGACGGUAUGACAAUUUGUGUAACACAAGACUUUGAUGCCGGAUUUCCUUUUGGAGGCUUCUUCACGUGUCGUACAGGUAAUCCGCUUGCAACAACUAUGCACUCUGAUCAGUCUCAAUGGCCGAAAUCAUGCCCAAAAGGUUUUAGCAGUCAUCUGGCGUUAGUGUCGAAUGAAUGCGAAAUAGAGUAUUGUGCACAAACAAAAAUUGUAUCUGAUAAGGGCUUGCCUUCUGUAAGGAAGCCUCCAUUUAUGGCAUAUCCAAAUUAUAGAAAUGUUGAAAAGACGGAAGUUUUUAUUGACACUCAUUCCAACACAUGGACUAAACUACCUUCGGACAUGCUUAAUACACAGGAAGCCAAUUUAGAUUUGGAGAAAGCUAAACUUGUCUUCAGAAAUAAUCCCCAGUUUGAGGAACAAAUGCAAUUAAUUGAUAUUCCAACGCCACAGCUGACAUAUGGAAACACUAGUACACACACUGUGUACUCAAACAUUUCUACUUCAUCACCAAAAGUCAAUAUCAAGGAUGUAGAAACCACAUUACGUGGAUCUGUGGCAUCCCACAGACUUCAAACUGACUCUAACGUUGUCUCUGACCAAGAAAUGAAACAUUUGUCAGAUCCAAGAGAACAUCAGCCAUUACCAUCUGGGGUUGUGGUAGCAUUGUCUGUGAUUUCCACCUUGCUGUGUGUCUGUGUGAUCAUUCUGUUGAUGAUGUACAAACAUCGAGGAGUGUACAGAAGUGAUGAAACUAGUACCUUAUUAGGUUAG